GCUGGGGUCACCUUUCGCUUCUUUGUUUCUUCCCAGCUUUGUGCUGAUAAAAUCAAACAAUCCAGGAGUCACUUAGCAUCAACAGGAACAAAGUGGAGCGCAGUCAACAUUUAGCCACAGGCAGUUUAGGAGCCAAAAUAAUUUCUACAAUGACUAUUCCUGAGGACGAAGGAAGAGGAAUUAUUCCAACCGUUCUAACUAGUGAGGUGAAAACUCAGUAAUGAGAGUGUUGAUACAUUUGCAGCAGCAGAUUCAAUUCAGAGAGUCUGGUGAUGGUGAGAAAACCUGAGGAGGACUGAGCUGUUGGGUGUGAGACGCUGGUUUCUAACACUAUUAGGGAGCUGAUGGGGAACUACAGGACUAUGAGGCUCAUUUCUGUGCUGUACCAAGUCCAGUGUUUGGCUGCCCUAGUUGCAGCAGCAAUCUCCACAUGCAGCUUGGACAACAGAGCCAGCUGCUCGAAAAAUGAAAUCCCAGGAAACCGAACUAUAAAGAGCAAAUCUGACAUGGCCAUCCUGCGCCUCCCCACCAUGGAGUUUCAACACUCCAGCCGCUUCAGUCGGAUGAAGAGAGACUGGGUUAUUCCACCAAUCAGCUUACCAGAAAACGACAGGGGUCCAUAUCCCAAAGUUGUGGUACAGAUUAAGUCAAGCAAUGACAAUAAGGUGGCAGUAACCUACAAAAUCACUGGACCAGGAGCUGACGAGCCACCUGAGGGCCUUUUUACCAUAGAUAAACACUCUGGGAUGAUGUUUGUGACCCAGUCACUGGACAGGGAGAAGAAGGACAAAUACAACUUAUGGGCUCACGCGCUGACUGAGGGCGGCAAGGCCGAGGAUCCCAUGAAGCUCAUAAUCAAUGUGAUUGACCUGAAUGACAACCACCCAGAGUUCACUCACAGCCUCUUCAGUGGCAGAGUGAGUGAAAGCGCUGCCAUCGAUUACUCCUUCAUGGGGGUAACAGCAGGGGAUCGGGAUGAUCCAAAGACAGACAACGGUAUAGUUAGGUAUCGCAUUCAGGCUCAGGCGCCGGCAUUGCCCACACCAAAUAUGUUUGCCAUAAACCCAGCGAGUGGAGUCAUCAGUGUGGCAGCAGGUGGACUGGACAGAGAGAUUUACCCGGAGUACAAGCUGAUCAUUGAGGCUGCUGAUAUGGUGGGGGAGGGGUUAACAACAUCCUGUACGGCUGUCAUCACCAUUACUGACAGCAAUGAUCAUGCUCCACAAUUCACCGUCACAUCUGUGUUGAGUUCAGUCCCUGAGAAUGAGGUUGGAGUGGAGGUGAUUAGGCUGAAGGUCACCGACCAGGAUGAGCUCGGGUCUCCCAACGCCAACACCAAAUAUUCUAUAAUUAAAGGCAAUGAGGGCGGAUACUUCAACAUCAGUACAGGUCCCAGUAAAAUGGAGGGAAUAAUCACUACAGCCAAGGAACUGGAUUUUGAAAGCAUUCGUGUCUUCACUCUGCUGGUGGUGGUGGAGAAUGAGGUUGUGUUUUCCAGGCCCGUGUCGACCUCCACAGCGACGGUCACCGUGAGUGUGGAGGACAGGAACGAGCCCCCUGUUUUCAACCCAGCAGAGACGCAUGUGAGCAGGUCAGAGGACGCAGCUGUAGGGAGCACAGUGGCCCAACUCACCGCCAGGGACCCCGACACCGCCAGGAAACAGAGCAUUAGAUAUCAGCUACUUGAGGACACUGCCAAGUGGCUGACCAUUGAUAAAGACACCGGAUUGGUCAAAGUCAAAAGCAGGAUGGACAGAGAGUCAACGUUUGUCAAAAAUGCCCUAUACACUGUCCUAAUUUUGGCUUAUGAUAAUGACACAUUCCCUGCUACAGGCACAGCGACUCUGAUCGUGACUCUGUUAGAUGUGAAUGACAACGCUCCUCUGAUCAAGCAGAGGAGAGCCAGCCUCUGCAACAGAGACCCCUCUCCUGUCCUGCUUGAUAUUGUGGACGUUGACGGACGUGGCAACUGCGAGCCAUUUACAGUGGAGCUUCAGGGAGAGCACCGGAUCAACUGGACCGUUAGCAGCAAUUCCACAAGCAAUGUGGCAGCCCUGGCCCCUAGAAGGUUGCUAUCACCUGGAGACUAUGGCGUGCUGAUGCGUAUCUACGAUGCUGGCAUGCUCUACCAAGACAGCACGCUGGAGGUAGAGGUGUGCCACUGUCAAGGGGCCGUCUCCACCUGCUUCAUCCCACAUCCUGAGUCUCGGACACACGUUCCCUCUCUUGCAACUGCAGUUCUGGGAGCCAUUUUUGGAAUCCUGUUGCUGCUCCUGCUGCUGCUCCUGUUCUUAAGAGGGAGGACCACGGAGAAGGAGGCGCCUCUGCUUGAAGACGUAGUUCGAGACAACAUCUUCUACUAUGACGAGGAAGGAGGAGGUGAAGAGGACCAGCAAUAUGACCUGAGCCAGCUCCACAGAGGACUGGACAGCCAUCCCAGCGUCUUUUGUACUGAUGUGUUGCCAAUUGGUCAGACCCUCCCCCUCUACCGUCUCCGACCCCAGGUGGAUGAAGAGAUCGGUAACUUUAUUGAAGAUAACCUGCAUGUUGCAGACAACGACCCGACCGCUCCUCCCUAUGACUCCCUCCUGGUGUUUGACUAUGAGGGUGUCGGCUCUGAGGCAGGAUCUCUCAGUUCCCUCCACUCCUCCAGUUCAGACGAGGAGCAGGGCUUCCAGAGCCUGGCCUGCUCGGGGCCACGCUUCAGCAGGCUGGCUGACCUGUACAUGGCUGGUGCAGAGGAGGACGAUGACACAGAAACACUGCCAGGGAAAACCGAAUGGGUCUGAAUAGGUCUCCAGCUCUGUGUCCAUCUGGCCAAGGUCCUCAGAUUGCUGCCUGAGCUGCUCAUGAGCUGCCCCUUGUGGAUUUUUUGGAAGCUGCUCAUCAUGUUUCCCUGUGAAAGCUGUGAAUGUGAAUUGUUUUCCCAAUUAGGAGUUUUGUAUGUUGAUGGAAAUGUUUUCUUUAACAAUACACUCACAGUGCAUUUCUGGUUAUGGUGCCUAAGCAAAUGAGGAGCUUUGGAUUGCCUUGUUUUUUGGUCAAAGCAAAUUUGAAGGAACAUUAAUUAGAAUGAUCA
This is a messenger RNA of Myripristis murdjan (pinecone soldierfish), 3079 nucleotides long. RefSeq names its product B-cadherin. Gene Ontology annotation, molecular function: cadherin binding; beta-catenin binding; calcium ion binding. Lineage: Eukaryota; Metazoa; Chordata; Actinopteri; Holocentriformes; Holocentridae. The transcript is spliced from 15 exons. The record is from RefSeq and is a predicted model, not a curated record. Gene Ontology annotation, cellular component: cytoplasm; plasma membrane; adherens junction. Bases 345 to 2789 code for a protein of 814 amino acids. Gene Ontology annotation, biological process: adherens junction organization; calcium-dependent cell-cell adhesion; homophilic cell-cell adhesion.